CGACAAUAUUUGCAGAAGAAAUGGCUUUUACCCAGACAGUGCCCAAGUUGCUGGAGAUCUUCCACACGACCAACUCCGUGGAGGAAAAAUGCGCAGCCCUGCUUCAUUUUCGGAGCAAUUUCGCUAAAGCCAAAUCGCCAGAGGGAAUAACAGAGGCCGAUUUCAGCGCCUUGUAUAAAAUAUUGGUCUCAGCGGACGACGCAAAAAUACAACAGGAAGCAUGUUGUACACUAAACAUUAUUUUGAUGGACCAAAAAUACACCAAGCCAAGUUUCUUUGAAUCUGUUUUACAGAUUGACACUAAAAUUAGCAAGCUUAGAGUUUUUUCAAUUUUGGAAAAAAUGGAGGACAAUGCGGUAUCAGUAGUUGCUAACGAUCCGCAGAUUAUUAAUUUCUAUAUUAACUGUUUCCAAUCCAUUGACGUAAAAACAAUGCCGUGGCUGUCGCCGACUUUUUGCACAGAUAAUUUGCAAAAAUUAGUUGCCUGCGAACAGAAACCACUGACUGAAGAUGAGAAGUUGGAGGAGAAAAUCGUUUUGCAGUCUUUAAACUUUUUGUCACGGAUCUUUAGAAAUGUCAAAAUACUUUCCUCAAAACAAGUCCAAUUGUGCGAUUCGCUCGUCAUGGACAAAGUCAUAAGCUUGGCUUACAUGGGUCUGAAAAAUCAACGAGAAGAAGCUCUCAAACUCUUUGACGAUGCUAUCAAAGCCGACAUGGGAAUACGCGUACGGCACAUGUCUCCAAAUUCUUGGAUUGCCUACAAAAAAAUGUUACAAGACACUUACUCUGCGAGAAUGUGUCUCCUUGUCGCCUCUUUUUAUCCCGAUUGGGCGAAUCUCUGGAACAGUAGUAUUGAACUUUUGGGAAGAGAUCUUCAUCGAGGAGCUGGACUGAUCAACAAUCUCCUGAGUGUCGAAGAGAAGGCUUUCAAAUCAUCAGAUACCAACAUUCGACGGCAAGCUUUCUAUUCCUGGAAACUGCUCGUCGACAAUUUUGCUCUUGACCCGCUGGAAUUGGCGAGUGCAAGGCGAAUUAAAUUGCUCUGCGUACCUCUGAUUGCGAAAAACAGCAAAACGGAAGUGAUAGCAUUCGCAAAGUUUGAAGUCUGGUGGCACUUGAUUGUAAAGGUCUAUAGCGAUCUACCCAAGUUUGUCACUUCCGUUUUGGCUCCCUUUUUAAACUUUUGCUUUGGGCCCUUGGGUGACACACCUUUGCUAUCGUCCACCCUGGAAAUUGUCGCCUCUCCUGGCAAAAGGUUUCCGAAGACAAAGUUGGCAUCGCUGGAUACGUUACUGCAGCUGCUGGCCGCCAAAGAGGCAAAUUUCGGUGUUUUUGUCCCGGUUUUGGAGGAGAGACUUCCAUAUGCUGUGACCUCCACGACUUUUGAAGAGAGCUACAAGACUUUUACGCAUAGUGUUUUUGAGGCAUUACUUAUUCUUGGACAGUUUGAGGAGAAGGAAGUUCCGAAUAGGAAGCGAAUUGGCGCACUUUUAUGGAGGAGUUUGCUUUCCAAGAUUGAGGAGACGGCUGAUGCAAAAAAGGCUGUCAUAUACAAGGACGUAAUUCUAGUCGUCACAGAAAUUACACAUCACAUCUCGAAUAAUCCUUUGAUAAAGAAUCUUCUUUAUGACGUCAUUCUGAUCUCUCUUGCUGAAACAGCAGCAAGUUUUGUCUUCUCUGAUGACACUUUAACAAAUUUAAUCAAAGUCCUUUUAAACGAGAUGAAUCUGAAUGAGCACAAAAAAGAGUACUGUGAAGCGAUAAAAAGGCUCCUGUUGCAAACUGUUAAAUCAAAAAACGUGACUACCGCUCCACUAAGUAAGCUGCAGUUACUCAGUUCUGUAUUAGAGAAAAUACGAAAUGCGAGACCUGGAAGUAGUAACACAAAUAUGUUGGUUGAAAUGUGGUGUAUGCUAGCUGAAGUUUCGACAAAGUAUAUGGAAAUUUGUCAACAAAUAAACGAAGGGGACGCAGCCCAACACAAAUUUACAACAAUUGAAGCCAUUUUGGCCUAUCCCUUUUCCUAUUUGUUUUUGGAUGAUCCAGCUCAGAUACAAAGAGUUAUCACCUUUUGGUGGAGCAUGUACAAGCUCUUUGAUUCACAAGCAGACUUUGAGCCGACCAUCAAGCCCAAUGAAAUAUUAAUACAAACUUCAAACAUGCUUAGAGAUGCUCUCAAAAAGGAAAAAAGAUGUUUCCCGCUUUUUGCUGGAUGUUUAAAUGUUUUAAUCAGCAAUAUCAACUACCAGUCCUUACUCGGGGAGGAAGACGUGCCAUCAAUCGUUCACCUGAUAAAUGAUCUCGUCGCCUCUGUGUUCAAAGAAUCUCAAUUCAAUUCCUUCGAAGUUGUUUUAAGAUCGCUCUCCGCACUUUUGAUCACAGUUUUCGGGCUGAAUAUGAAGAAGUCGAUUCAAUAUUUAGAAGUUGUCAGGCCAUCAAUCGAGUUUCUACUGUCUCAAAAAACGUCGGAAUUUAUAGAAAAGGAGAUAGCGGAUACCUGGGAUACCGUUGUAACCAUUUUCAAAGGUGUCAGCAAGCAUCUCACAUACGAUUUGCUUUCAUGUUUCCAAAAAUGCAUUGUCCUGGCUCUGUGUCAUACAAAUCCGAAGAUUAUUUCUCAGGCUCAAGUGAUUUUAGGCCUCGGUAGCAAUCUUGAGGAAAAGGCGAAAAAAUUGCUAGCGGAAUUGGGAAGUUUCUCCAAGAAGUCGUCAGUUGUUGUCGAAUCGAAGGGAGAUACAAAACCAAAGGCAGAUGCUAAACCGAAACAGGUGAAAGUCUCUGGUAGUUUUUUGAACAGAAAAUCCACCGCUAGCCCGAUUCCUCACAGUUUUGUUAGUCCGGCGUCUAAUAAAUCGAAGAAGCAAACUCCUGUACCACCAGAUCCGGAUUCGCAGGAUUACGUUGUCAUCAAGUCGGACAUUAAAUUUGACGUAAAUCGUCUAACGGAACACCAAAAGGAAUCGUUGAAGAAGAGACGCGAUGACAUACCUGCUUUGUACAACGAUCUCUCCCAAUCUGGCUCCCAAGACUCGCAGGAAUUGCAAAAGUGGUUCGAUGUGAAGCAGGUGAACAAGACCGACAGCUCCAAGAGACUGAGCACAAAGUGCGAUUCAAAUAAAGAGAACAAAGUGUCAGUGUCUGAGUCGAAACCUGCAUCAAAGGCAGAAGACUCAAGCAAAGAAGUACCUCAGAUUAAAGAGGGAGUCUCUGAAACUGAAGUCCCGGAACCGGAAACUGAUAAGGAUUCCGUGGCAGAAACAUCUAUAGCCAAGAAGCUGGACUUUGAAUCCCGGGAGGAAUUUCCCGAUAAUAAGGAGGCUGAUAAUCGAAAUGACGAGGAGAGCGCAGAAUCUAAAACUGCGCCAGAGCCGGUGAAUCGAGCAAAGAAACGGAUGAGAUCUCUUGGUAGUAAACAUACUCCCGAAUCGGGCAAGAAGACAAACAAACGUAAAAUCGAUGAAGACGAGGCUGAUCAUCAGAAGCGGAAGAAGAUAAAUCCUUCCGAAUCAUCGGAUAAUGAAAGUAUCCAGUCCUCCGAAAACGAGGAGGUUCUCAAUAAACGCGUCAAGUCGGAGAUUUCUCGAUUGCAAAUUGACAUGGUGCGUUCAGUUUUUGAACCACUGCCCAACCGGCGUCGCUCCAAGUUGAUCGAUUGCACCUGCAAGGAUCCCCUUUGCAAGAAAACGCAUUCUCCCGAGCCAAAAGUUCGGCUGAGGUCUGAAGGCAAACCACCGGAGCCCGGCCGAAAACCAGGCAGACCUCCUGGAGAUUCGGUGAAGAAGCGUGCCAGGAAAAACUCGAAGCAGGACGCGGAUGAGGAGAAAAAAGCCAGUAGAAAGUCCCUGCCUAAAUUGGAGAUAUUUAAAGGGUCUGAAGUGUCGGAAGAAAAGUCUUUGGAGGCGAAGAAAGACGAUAGCCAGCUGAACGGCGAGGUGGAUUCGUCUGUGACUGAAAGCUUCCAGGACUCGGAGGAGAUUGUAGAAAGUUCUCAGGAUGUCACCUCGAAAUCGAAGAUAGUUAAUCGUUUGAGUGACAAGAAACUGCUCGUCAAAAUCGACAAAAUAAACUCAAAACUGAAGGGCGCGGUGCAGAAUACUGAACCGGAAAAGCCGGAGAAGGUAGAGAAGCCUGAGAAGGUAGACGAGAAUGUGGAAAGUGUAGUGGAAACUGUCGAAGAAGCGAAAGAAGCUCUAAUCGAAGACGAGACAACUUACAUGGAAACUCUGGAGAAUCAGGCUCUCGCUGAGGUUGCCGAAAUCAAGAAACAUCAAAUGUCUCCCUCGGUGAAAUCCAACUCGGUUCAUCUGUCCUCCCCGAAAGGAAUAGUGAAGAGAACCUCAAAAAUAAAAGCCUAUCCUCUCCAGGGUCGUGCAGCUCAGAUGUUGGGCUUGGUUACCAAGCAAGGUUUGAUGGAAAAGGAUGCGAAGGUCGAGGACGAUACCAAGAAAUUGGUAGUGGUUCAAGUGGUCAGAAAGGCAGAAUCUGAUAAUGCGACAAGCGCGAAAAAAGAGAAGUCAAAGGAGACGGAGAAAAUGGGAAAUCCGAGUGGAAGUCGUCAGGAGAAGAUAUUCAAUAAUAUGAAGUCUGCUGAUUAUUGUGCCUCACCGCCCUCGAAACUGUUUGGCAGUUUGAAGAAUGACGGGGAGAAAAUUUCGCCGAAAGUAGCCAAAAGUUCGGAUUCUCUCGCAUCCGAAAAAUCGACGUCAAAUGAAAAAGAAAUGGGCGAACUCUCACCAACCCGAGAUUACCAACUUCCCAUGCUCGAGUGGUCGAGUGCAAAUCCACCCUCGUUGACGGCAUCGCCGAGCGCUGGAAUUCUCAAGCGACACAAUCAGUCGUUGCCGGAUCUCUCGGGAGAUCCCGAGUCUGUCACGCCGAACAAGCGAAAGCGAGUGAGCUUUGCGGAUCCGCCAGUUUCCCAGAAGAUGGGAUACGAAGUCGCGACUGGCGAGUCGCCACACUCGAUGAACAAACCAACUCGAAUUCACUCGAUGAGGAAGGACACGCCCUUGAGACCAAGGCAGAACAGGAUGCGUAUGUUCCAGAUGGACGUGGAGAAGGUCGACAAGAGCGAAAUGCCGUUUGAGGGAACGAAUGGAAUUGAGGUUGAGACGGAGAAGGUGGACGAGCUCGUGGAAAUUCCUGAUGACUUGGCCUUCACCGAAGACACCCUGAUGAAAAUGCAUGGCGAGGUUGCCUGUCCGGAAAGCAGCACUCCAGUCAGAGUCUCGGUGGACAGUUCGAAGGAAGUGACGAUCGGAGAUGUCUCGGCCCCGAAGGUGGAAGCUGAGGAAUCGAAAAGUGAAUCGGCGAAACUCGUCGAGGAGAUUUUCGGCACUCAGGAAGAUAUGUUUGCAGCUGGUGAUACGAGCGACGACAGUUUGAAGAUGUUGAAUCAGAGCGCUGAGAAGAAAGACAAGGGGAACAAUUCGGAUCACCUCGUUUCGUUGGAUUCGAUCAAGUUUAAUUCGACGAAUGAUUCCCUCUCGGAUACGGCGAGUUUGCCGAAAGAUGCGAGCAAGAAUGGAUCCCUGGAAGACACGGUGGAUGUGCAGAAUGUUUCGAGUUUUGACUCGACGGAUGAGGCCUUUUGUGGGAAGCCGAUUAGAUGCAGUACGAGCGAGGCGGAGCAGGAUACUUUGCCAGUUACAGAUUCGGUUUUUGGCAGUAUCAGCCAGGAGACGCAGAAUUCCACCCAGAAUGUCGCUAAUUUACCGAAACCGGAAUGUCUGGAUUCCACGCAACCAAUUUUCCCGCCGCUUGUGAAAUGUACAGAACCGGUGACGGCGAUUAUCGAAAAUUUGGCUAAUCCGCUCUGGGUGAAUCAUCUGUCUUCGUGUCUUGCGAGCAGGGAAAUUCGCACGAUUGGACAUUUGGCGAGUUUGUCGGAGAGGGAAAUUAACAGGAUUCCGGUUAAGGGCAAUCCAAAAGUGGAUUUUGUAAAGAGUGUAUUGGCCAAAUUUGAGAGUGGAAAAACUGGUGUUGCAGCGACUAAUUCAGAAAAUGCUCAUCUAGAGAAGACACCAUUGGAGGGAACAACUGCACCUGCUCAAAACAGUUCCGUCUAUCCCGAUAUUGAAACUUCAGUUGAAGAACCUACUUUAUCGUCAACUUUGGGUCUCAGCAAUUUAGAGCUAAACAGUGAAUCGCUGGGCGGAACUUCCGUGUCAGCCGUCGAAUCAAAGAAAGUGAAACCUCAAACAUCUUCGAGGUCCGUCUCUGUCCAAAUGGAGUUGUCUGAUCUCCUGGACGAAAUAGACGUUAACCAAGUCCUGGAAAGUGCAGUAAGAAGAUGCACGCCUGAAAGUCUUAUUGCACAGUACAAGGCAAAAAUGCGUCACAUGCCCGAACACGAGCUGGAAGCCGAGACACUGAGGAUGCUAGGACUCGAGUUGAAACCAAAUCACAACGAAGUGACCCUGAAAUCAGCCUGCAAAGCCUGUGGAAUAGACAAGGUCCUUCUCAAACUUCCGGACAUAUUCAGAGGCGAGAAGCAGUUCUUCGCCAAGGUUCUGAGUACCUAUCAGAAGAAAAUAAAGGUCAGUGACUGUGUCAAAGCCCUGAAUGAAGAAGAGCUGAAGGAGGCUCUCUGUCAGAAGUGCAAAUCUUCCGAUCUUGCCGAGAUGCUCUCUAAGUGUUUGAAAAUGGAGGAGGGUCAAGGCGUGGUUGAAUCGAUUUCGGAUCCACCUACUUUGGACAGGAUUCUGAAGCGAGUGCCUGCCGAUCUUCUCAUCAGUCACACCGUCGCCAAUGACGAACUCAUUCCCUCCCACAUUGUCCUCGACAUUGCUCUGCAAAAUAAUACCGAUAUCGCUAUCGCCCAGUCGUUGAACACCCAGCGAGAGGACAAGAAAGAGGGCGUCUUCCACAAACUUUGGACGACAUCGUCGGCUCUGACGCACGUGGAAAAGGAAGCGAGCGAAGCAGAGAUGCUGGAAAUAAUCAAAGCAAUUGGUCUUCGUCUGAGGCCGGAAAAGCUCUUGGAGGCUUUCAAGGAUUCGAUGAAUACGGAAAACGACUCGAGCGAAAAUGUACUUUUGGGACUGUUUAAGGUCAUCAGUGCGAAACUGCAACCGAAAACACUUUUGGACGUAUUCUACGAGUGUAUGAGGAACAAGAUAACAUCGAAAGAUAGUUAAUUUCGUGGUGAAUUUUCUGAUGACUGACGAUAGAAUAGAGAAAGAGGUGGUAGCUGAUGAAGAAAAAAACAAAAGAAACAAACAAAUUUUCUAAACUCGAUUUAAAUUAAUUUAAAAAGUGUUUUUUCAAAUUCGUCAACAUUGUAUUCUGUGCUCGAGUUUACAAUUUGUUUUCUUCAAUUAAUCCCGCAUAUGAGAUUAAUUACUGAAAAAAAAUUAUGCUACUUUAAUUCAUUGACCGGGAGCUUUAAAUAGUAUUUUGAAGUUUCCCUCUGCCUCCUCAAUUGAAAAUUAUUAUUUUUCAAGGAUAUAUAUUUAUAUAUGCAAUAAAAAUAUAAGAUUUCGCAAGAUUCGCAUGAAAAAAAAAUUAUUUUCUCUUCUGUAUAUUCUUCGAUACGCGUAGAUGUUGGCUAUUUAAAUUAGUUUUGAAUGAUUUAUAUGUACGCGAAAUUGUUCCAUAGAGUUUACGAAACAUUGUACAAAUCAAGUUAGUUUACGAACUAAAUGAGUUUGCGAAUCCUGAACAAAUAUCUGUGUGGCUGCUUCGAAAUUGGGACUUUCCAAAAUCCGUUUCGACUACUUUAAAAGCGAUUAAAGUAUUAAAGAAAAAAAAAGCGUGGACAAAAAUUGAAAUAUAAUAAACGCUCUGGCGGAAUUUUGAUUUACGACACGUCGCGAGCGAUUUAAUAAUUAUUUAAUAAGCGACUUAUGUUUUUAAGUGAUAGGUGUAGAGCUCUGUAAAUAAAGACACGAUUGACAUUCUGAAGUGAUAAUUUUGUAAGGCACGAUUCUUUGUGCUCCAUUUUGGAGUAUACUUUUUAGUCUUGCUAUACUACUAAGGGGGAAGAAAUAGGUAUAGACAUUAAAGAUUAAAGUUUGGCAACCGCGCUGAUGAAAACUCUUGCACUCUUGUUCGUUUCCUCUUAAAUUUCUUGAAUGUCAUUUAAUUUGUACUAGUCUUGGAACGAAAAUAACUCUCGUACAUUUUAACUGACAAAAUAAUAAUACGGAGCUGUUAUUAGUACCUUCUGUAAGUUGCAACUGUAUAUACAACAAUAAAUAUUUUGAGUACAA
Molecule: messenger RNA, 8213 nt
Organism: Belonocnema kinseyi
Lineage: Eukaryota; Metazoa; Arthropoda; Insecta; Hymenoptera; Cynipidae
Product: telomere-associated protein RIF1-like
Exons: 12
Coding region: 21-7139 (2372 amino acids)
Biological process (GO): telomere maintenance
Cellular component (GO): nucleus
Source: RefSeq, a predicted model, not a curated record